Theobroma cacao (cacao) is the source of this 3657-nucleotide messenger RNA. The record is from RefSeq and is a predicted model, not a curated record. Lineage: Eukaryota; Viridiplantae; Streptophyta; Magnoliopsida; Malvales; Malvaceae.
UUGCUUCAUAAUUCAUUAAUUUUCCUCUCACGGAAGAUUAAGUUUAGGAUUUUCUUUUAAUUUGGCAAGGAGAUCAUCUGCUUGUUGCUGUUUAUUUUUCUUCCACAUGCUUGUUUCCGAAAAUUAAUAAAGACCUUUUGAGGAUAGAAGUAUCAAUUAAUUCACUGCCUCACUGACCCAGAGGAUAUUUUCGGAAGGAGAUCUGCUUGUUGCUAUUUUCUUGACAAUUUUUUGCAAGGAGAUCUACUUUUGCAAACUUAAGCAAGAAUCCUUGAGGAUAGAAGUAUCAGCUCAUCUGCCUCAUUUGACUAGGGAAUAGCUUAUAUGGAGCUUAUAGGGCCAAUUUUUGAAGCAAUAAAGUGCUUUGGUGGUCCAAUCUGUACAUACAUAGAUCAUCACCCGAAACUUGAAGAACAUAUGAAUGAUCUUCGAAGAAAAGUGAAUGAUCUAAAUGAUCAAAAGGAAGACCUCGUAUUAAAAAAGGAAGCGGAGCUUCGUCAUGGAAAAGUGGUGAAGAAAGAAGUGGAGAAUUGGUUUAAAGAUGUAGAAAAGGUAAACACUGAAAUGGAAAAGAUUGAAACCAAGUUCCGUGUUGUUUCAUACUUCUUACGUGGUCAUUUUGGAAAAUUUGUUUGUCGAAAGAUUGAAGAGGUAAAGGAAAUUCACCAACAAGGUAGUUUCCCUAACGGUGUGGCAGUUGAUGGGCCUCCAACCGCUGGGGUGACAUUACCAACACCAAAUAUAAAAGGUGAAAUUGAUGUAAUAGAGCAAAUUUGGAAGUAUUUGAUGGGUGAUAAGGUUGGAAUGAUUGGAAUAUGUGGAAUGGGUGGUAUAGGGAAAACUACCAUCAUGAAGCAUAUCAAUAAUCAAUUGUUAAAGGAAAGUGAGAAGUUUGAUAAAGUGAUAUGGGUCACUGUAUCAAAAAAUUUGAAUAUUUUCAAAUUGCAAGAAGAUAUCGCAGAUUCUCUUAAACAAUCUCUUCCUAAAAAUAAAUUGCAACAAGCAACAACAAUAAAGGAUGUUUUGGAGAGAAAAAGAUAUGUGUUAAUUUUAGAUGAUGUUUGGAAACGAUUUUCUUUAUUGGAUGUGGGAAUCCCUGAACCAAUACUAGGCAUGGAGAGGAAAGUUGUACUCACUAGUAGAUCGAUUGAGGUUUGUCAAUCUAUGGAUUGUAAGGUGGUCAAAGUGCAACCACUUUCAAAGACAGAGUCCAUGAACUUAUUCUUAGAUCAUGUGGGGCAUAGUGUUGUACAAGAUCAAAAUUUAAAAGACAUUGUCAACAAAAUUGUUGAGCACUGUGGCGGUUUACCACUUAGCAUUGUCACAAUAGCUGAAAGCAUGAAGGGGGUAAAUGAUAUUUGUGAGUGGAGAAAUGCAUUAACUGAAUUAGAAGAGCAUGUGAAAAGUGUGAAAGGAUCAGAUGUUGAAAUAUUUGAGCGUUUGAGGUUCAGUUAUGACCAUUUGAAAGAUCCAAAAAUUCAAAAUUGUUUCUUAUAUUGCUCCUUGUAUCCUGAAGAUUUUGUGAUUGAAAAAGUUGAAUUAAUUGAAAACUGGAUAGAUGAAGGACUCCUUGAUGGCUUGAGGACUAGAAAAGAAAUGCAUGACAGAGGCCAUAGCAUUUUAAAUAAGCUUGAAAAUAAUUGCUUGUUAGAGAGGGAUGAAACUUAUUUGGAUGAAAGAGGAGUUAAGAUGCAUGAUGUUUUGAGAGACCUGGCAUUGUAUAUUAAAGGUCAUCAGUUCAUGGUAAAAGCCAAUGUGCAGUUGGAGGAACUACCAAGUGAGCAAGAAUGGACAACGAGUGUUGAGAAGGUUUCUUUGAUGCGAAAUUCAAAAUUAAUAGAAAUCCCUGCUCACAUAUCACCUGAAUGUCCUCAUUUGUCAACUUUGAUAUUGCAAUAUUGUGACUUAAAAAGGAUUUCAGAAUCUUUCUUUGAGCACAUGCUUGGGCUAAAAGUUCUAAAUCUUUCUGGUAAUUAUGAGAUUGAGAAUCUACCCAAUUCCAUCUCUAAGUUGAAAAAUCUCAAUGCAUUGAUACUUGCUAAUUGUCACAUGUUAAAAUAUGUGCCUUCAUUAGCAGAGCUCAGAGCACUGAGAAAGUUGGACCUUUUUAGUACAAGCAUUGAGGAGUUUCCUCAUGGUAUAGAAAUGUUACAAAACCUUAGAUAUUUUCGUCUAGGGUCAACGCAUCUAAAGGAGCUACCAAUGGGAAUAUUAGUGAAGAUUUCUCAUCUGCAAUGCUUACUGGUGGAGUUACAUUUAAGGGGGGAAGAAGUAGGCAAAUUGAGGAAGCUUGAGUGUGUUUCAUGUUCAUUUUGCGACAUGCAAGAGUUUAAGAAAUAUGCAGAGUCUACACAAGGUAAAUGGCCUACAUCUUUCGAUUUUCAAGUGGGACCAGAUGUGAAUAUUUAUAUUGGGUAUUCCCCAGAUUUCAACGAAAUUGAGAAAAAUGUUGAAUUCACAAAUUUGGAGAUAGAAAGGUGUGACGAUGUAGUGCUCCCAAAUGACCUUCAUACUUUACGUAUUGAGGGGUGUAAUGAUUUCAAAUGUUUAAGCCAUAUUCCUUUGUUUCGUAAGGCAACUGACUUGAAGAAAUGUAGAAUUCGGAGGUGUGAAGGGAUAGAGUGUGUGGUUGACUUGUCAUCAUGGUCUUGCAACGCACUUCACAACGUUGAGGAGCUAUGGCUUGAGUCAUUGUGGAACUUGCGUGAAGUUGUGAGAGUAGGAGUAGCAGCAGAAAUUGAAUCUACCUCUCAUGCUCCAACACCACCUGCCUUCUUCUCUUCUCUUAAAACACUGAAACUGUAUUCUUGUUACGAGAUUAAGAAGUUGUAUCCAGUUGAGCUGUUGCAAAGCCUCCAAAACUUAGAGGAAAUUAUAGUUGGAAAUUGUUAUGAAAUGGAGGAAAUAAUAGCAUCAGAAGAAAAUCAGGAACGAGAAGGAACAACAUUUAUUCUUCCCAAAUUAAAAUCAUUAGUCUUGGAAGAAUUACCAAAAUUGAAAAGCAUAUGCCGUGGUGGACUUGUGAUUCCUGUAGAUUCUCUCCAACAUGUCACAUUAUUCGAUUGUCCAGAAGUAAAGAGGAUCCCAUUGUCUCUUCCCCUUGUUGAAAAUGGGAAACCAUUGCCUCCUCCUUUUCUAAAACGAAUCAUAGUAAGCCCGAGAGAAUGGUGGGAAUCAGUGGAAUGGGAUCAGCCUGAUGCUAAGGAUGUCCUUUCUCCCUUUGUUCAGUAUUGGUAGAAUGAGAUGGAGAAGAGGUGUUUGAUUAAAUGAGGGUGCAAGGCUCUUGCUUCUUAUUAAAAACAGCAAACAUUAAUUGCAUGGAGAUUAUGAGAGGAAGGCACCCCUGUUGAACUCGGUGGUGAAUUCUUAGGACUGUCCUGCAACCUAUCAGAUGUGAGAAAACGCAUCCACACUGGUCUCAACUGGUUCAUGAAUUGGAAAUCAUUUAAUACAAGACUACACAUGAAAUGCAGAAAGCAAGCUUGGAUGCUUUUCUCAUUUGCUCCAAGAGACUACUGUGACAGAUAUGGACUUUGUGGUUCAAAAAGGAAUCGUGAUGGUGCUCAGCUUGCACUUUUUAAAGGAUUCAAGCCUUAAUUCCCUGAAAGCUGAUGUUUAAGCCUGAAUUUCCCGAAAGAUAGAACUCAUCAGACUGGU